AUGGACACAUUCAGGACGUUGUGGCUCUUAAUGGGACUGCUUGCAGUCUACUUGGAAAAUGGAGUCGAGUCAUUUAUUAACUUACCAUUCAAUAAAAAAGGGAAUGCAGCAAACGACGUUAUGGCACAGAGGGCAUCGGAGAAUAAUGUAGUUCACAGUGUUACAACUACUCGUUCCGUGGUAGUUGAAAAAAAAUCAACAACUUUCAAGAAAAAAUGUUGGUCAGAUUUAAUAGACGAUAAAGCAUUGAGUAUAAACACAUUGGAGAUGUGUCAGAAAUAUGGGUAUAACGUAGAAGGCUUGUACGUCGUACCAGAAUUUUUGAGACUCCUUAAUUCACUAAACCGAGAACAAUGCAGUAUGGCUUCUAGAAUCUCUUAUCCUAGAGAUUACAGUCUGUCUAUCAAGAACGACGACGAGUUUGAUAUUAUCAUAGUGGGUUGUGGAGCUUCAGGGUCGGUUUUGGCUGCUAAACUUAGCGACGAGAAAAAUUUGAACGUUUUGGUAUUGGAGGCUGGAGGUACGCCACUCAUGCAAUCUGAGAUACCCGGACUCUGGGCCAAUUCGAUUGGUUCCGAAAUGGAUUGGAAAUAUACCGCACAAGAAGACGAAACGUUUGGUCAGGGUUUAGAAAACAAAUGUGUCAAGGUCAUUCGUGGAAAAUGCUUAGGAGGAACUACGGCUCUGAAUACUAUGUUGUAUGAUCGAGGUAUAGAAUCAGAUUACACUAAAUUUGAAUUGGCAGGUUUAACCAAAUGGAGUUGGGAAGACGUUUUGAAAUACUAUAAACGUUCAGAAGACUGUAAGUUUGAGAAAAUCACCACACAUGAAACAGUAAGUAGAUCUCAUAGUGUUGGUGGAAAACUAUGUGUAGAUUCGUUCCGUAACACGAGGACUGUUGAAAUCAGACAAGUCUAUUCUAAGGCGUUAAAUGCGGUCAAUUAUGAUACAUUAGACUUCUUAUCGGUAAAGAAUCACCAAGGUUUUGUUUCAUCUGUAGCAAUCGUUAAAAACGGUUUACGUGUGAACACAGCGAAAGCCUUUUUGAAAAAUGCUAACAGAAAAUACAAUCUAAAAAUAUCAGCCAGGUCUUUAGUCAAAAGAGUAAUAUUCGAAGGUAAAAAAGCUGUAGGCGUAGAGUUUGAAAAUUCAGUUGGAGAACUAAUUCAAGUCAAGAGUAAGAAGGACGUUAUACUGUGUGCUGGUCCGAUAGGCUCUCCAAAACUACUCUUAGAGUCAGGUGUUGGGCCAAAGGAUCUACUCGAUUCAUUGGGCAUUCCCGUGGUCGUAGAGAAUGAUAACGUGGGUUCGAAUUUGCAAGCUCAUCCAAAUUUCUUGGGUAUAGUAGUUAAAUUUGAAAUGCAGCCGGUCAAGUCAUACUCUAUCAGUGAAAUGGUCUUUGAAUACUUAAUGAAGCAUACUGGACCUUUGGCCACAAUAGGGAUGUGCAGUUUUACCGGUUUUAUAGAUAUUGAUGGAAAUGGUGUUCCGGACAUUCAAAUAUUCUUUUACUAUUACUCUCAGGACGACACUGUAUUCAUGCCUUCACAAUUGGACGCUAUGAACUUAAACGACAACAUCACGGAACAGAUAAUCGACCUUAAUGAAGAUAACGAUAUUAAAAUGAUCGGUAUUUCACUGCUCCGUCCAAAAAAUACUGGUAAAGUGACUAUAAAUAAGACUUGUGGUGGUGACGAAUAUGAACCAGUUAUAGAAUUUGGUUCUUUGGAUGAUGAGGAUGUUGACACGCUAAUGAAAGCUAUCCAAUGGGUAAAAAAUCUUAUACAAUCAGAAGCGUUUAAACAUUAUGGACCAGAGAUCGUUCCUUUAAAAUUUGAGGGUGGCCCAGAGCCGGACGUGGACAGCGAUAAAUAUUGGAAAUACGCCAUCAAACAAUUGACGAUAAUGAAUAUCCAGAUGACUGGUACAUGCUCCAUGGCGACAGAACCUUCUAAAGGGGUUGUGGAUGAAGACCUUGACGUCUUUGAUACCGACGGAUUGAUGGUUGUGGAUUCUUCUGCACUUCCGAUAAUGUUCAGUGCUGAAAGUUGUGCUCCGUCCAUCAUGGUCGCAGAGAAAGCUUCUGAUAUCAUAAAGACGAAAUUGGGAUGCAAUGACGAUGAAGACAACCAAGACUCAUCGGAUGAUAAUUCUGAAUAA
Molecule: messenger RNA, 2160 nt
Organism: Macrosiphum euphorbiae (potato aphid)
Lineage: Eukaryota; Metazoa; Arthropoda; Insecta; Hemiptera; Aphididae
Source: the annotation of a GenBank genome assembly